This is a messenger RNA of Dictyostelium purpureum, 945 nucleotides long. RefSeq lists its product as uncharacterized. The record is from RefSeq and is a predicted model, not a curated record. NCBI's taxonomy places the organism in Eukaryota, Evosea, Eumycetozoa, Dictyosteliales, Dictyosteliaceae. The transcript is spliced from 2 exons. The coding region runs from base 1 to 945 and encodes 314 amino acids. Gene Ontology annotation, cellular component: mitochondrion.
AUGAUUAGAAAUAUACUAUUUAAUAAUAAAAACAUCAAUAAUAUUAAAAAGUUUAGGGGAUUUUGUAGUUUAAGCGAAAAAUACGGUGGUAAACCAGUAGAUUUAGUGUUUAAUGUUCAAAAACCAUCACAUUUAAAACCAACCGAUAAUCAAAAUGUUAAAAAUAUUAUAAUUCUUCAUGGUUUAUUUGGUGCUGGUGGUAAUUGGAAAACCAUUUCACCUAAAAUUGCAGAUAAUACAAAUUGUAAUGUUUUUCAAGUCGAUCAAAGAAAUCACGGUAUUAGUCCACAUACUAAUGAAUUUAAUUAUAAAGUAAUGUCAGAUGAUAUUGGUAGAUUAAUCGAAAAAGAAAAUUUAAAUGAUGUAUCAAUUAUUGGACAUAGUAUGGGAGGUAGAGUUGCAAUGUUAUAUGCAUUAUUGUAUCCAGAAACUAUUAAUAAAUUGGUGAUUGUGGAUAUAUCACCAUCACAUUUAAAGAGUCACACUAUUAUGGAGUUUAGGGAAUAUUUGGAAAGAAUGGAUAGUAUGGAUGUAAAGAAUUUAAAAAAUAGAAAAGAAGCCGAGGAUUGGUUGGCACCAGUUGUACCAGAGAGAGGUGUAAGAUUAUUUUUAUUAACCAAUUUAAUAUUAGGUGAUAAUGGUCACUAUCAUUGGAGAAUCAAUAUCAAAGGUCUUUUGGAAAAAAUUGAUAAUGUUGCAUCUUUUCCAACACCAACAGAAAUUAGCGAAAUGUCAACAUCAAAAACCAAUAAAUAUACCAGACCAACCUUAUUCAUAGCAGGUGGUAAAUCUCAUUUCAUACGUGAUCAAGAUACUCAAUUAAUUAAUUCAUAUUUCCCAAAUUAUGAAUUGGAGGUGGUUCCAAAUGCAGGCCAUUGGGUUCAUGCCGAAGAUCCAAAAACCUUUGUACAAAUUGUUUCAGAUUUUAUAAAUAAAGAUAAUUAA